UAAUUUGUUUAAUUUUUAACCCCUAUUUCGAUCAUUUAAAUUCAUUCCGAACGAUUAAAUAUCCAUUUCAUGCCUAAUCAAAUGGGAAAAUUGUGCAUGUGUUUUAAAUUAUUAACUCGUUUUCAAUUUUUGUACAUUAAGACAGAACAAUUCAAGUAGAGUACUAGUAAUGUUUGAUACAUUUGUUGUUAAAAAUGGGUUACAUCUGGCUUCAAAUCUUUGUAAUCCCCUUUUUUGCUUUUGAAGUACGUACUGAUUUUGUAAGAAACAUAUAAUGGUUGCGUUUAAUAAUGUUGUGUUACAGACUUCUUCCAAGUGGGAGUUUACCAACUGCAAAUGCAAUUCCACAGACAUUAGUUUUGGUGAUUUUGCAUAUUGCUACCUCAAAUCGGUUAAUCGAACCUACAAAUAUCUGUCUGCAAAAUAUUUACUAAAGAAAAUUGCUACUGAUGUGAAGGUCAAUUUAAUAUUAUACAAGCGAUUCAAUGGCUAUAAACCAUUUCUAUAUAAUGUCACAGCUGAUGCCUGCAAAUUUUUAAAAAGUCCCAACUCUUACCCUGUUCAGAAAUAUUUUUAUACUUUUAUUACUUCUUGCUCAAAUUUAAAUCAUUCCUGUCCCUACGACCACGACAUUAUUUUUGACAAAAUAACCGCAGAUAUUGUCAAUCAACAAGUUACAAAGAUUUUACCAUUUCCAAAAGGAGAUUAUCUUUUGGAAAUCAACUAUUUUGCGUACAACAUUCAUAGGGCUGUACAAAAAUUCUAUGGCACACUUUCUUGA
Messenger RNA from Drosophila takahashii, 781 nucleotides. The record is from RefSeq and is a predicted model, not a curated record. Lineage: Eukaryota; Metazoa; Arthropoda; Insecta; Diptera; Drosophilidae.